Hevea brasiliensis (rubber tree) is the source of this 1234-nucleotide messenger RNA. Its product is annotated as LOB domain-containing protein 29. The transcript is spliced from 2 exons. Gene Ontology annotation, biological process: hormone-mediated signaling pathway; positive regulation of DNA-templated transcription. Gene Ontology annotation, cellular component: nucleus. The record is from RefSeq and is a predicted model, not a curated record. NCBI's taxonomy places the organism in Eukaryota, Viridiplantae, Streptophyta, Magnoliopsida, Malpighiales, Euphorbiaceae. Bases 189 to 869 code for a protein of 226 amino acids.
AGAUUAAAUAAUCAAAUAUGUAGCCCAUUAAGGGAACAAAUUUUAAUUAAGUAUUCAUUAUAAUAUGAUCCACCUCUCCCCUUCUCAAGUGUUUAUAAGCAUGGUGAUAAUGCUUACACGAAGCUGAGAAAACACCCACAAGAAAAACCAAAAACAGCAAGAAAAGCAAAAACCCACAAAAAAUCAAUAUGACUGGUUCAGGUCCUCCUUGCGGUGCCUGCAAAUUCUUGAGAAGGAAAUGUGUGAGGGGUUGUGUUUUUGCACCUUAUUUCUGCCAUGAACAAGGUGCUACACAUUUUGCAGCCAUUCACAAGGUUUUCGGUGCAAGCAAUGUGUCAAAGUUGCUUGCUCACCUCCCUGUGAGUGAUCGAUGUGAGGCUGCAGUUACAAUUUCUUAUGAAGCUCAAGCUAGGCUUCAAGAUCCCAUCUAUGGCUGUGUUUCACACAUUUUUGCUCUCCAACAGCAGGUCAUGAAUCUGCAGGCGCAACUUGCUUCUCUCAAAGAACAAGCAGCUCAAAGCUUGCUCAAUGGCUCUGCCGCAGCAAACCCUAAUGAAAAGUACUAUGGAAAACCAGCUUCUCUUCCACAAGAUCUUCAAAGCUGGUUUCAGCCAGAGAAUUCAAACAUGGUGCCACAAUUCAAUCCAAGCCUCAGUACUGGAAACACAACAUAUGGCGAAAAUGGGUUUAUGGAUCCAUACUCCGUGGGAAGUUAUGGAAAUUCUUCAACAAGUACUUCAUUUGAUAGUUUUGAAGAGGCUUCUCAGUCCAUUUCUUCCCUUGACAUGCAAACAGACAACAAGCAAUGGACUUGUCAAGAUUCCGAUGACCUUCGGUCGGUGGCCUUUGGGUAUAUUCAGCACUCGUGAAGGGAGAGAAAGAAAAAGAGAAAGAGAAGCCUUUUGCAGGAGAUAUACAACUGGUGAAGACAGAUCAUAUACUGUCAUUUUUUGAAUUGCUGCUGCAUACUUUGAAACAUGCACUUUUGUCGCUACAAAUAAAAAAGCUAGGAACCCUAGAAAUUUUCAGGCAAAUCAGAAACCCUAAUUAAAUUUCUUCUACCCCAACCACUCUCUAUUAUCCUUUUCUUUAGUCUAGUGCAAUCUUGAAUAUUUGUAGAAUAUUAGCACUAUUCUCUGAGAAAAUCUAGUUCUUAUGAUUUUUAGUUAAUUCCUUUGUUUAUAGACCUAGCUAGGACCUAAAAUUUUGACCUAAUAAUAAAGUUAGUUGCCUA